Molecule: messenger RNA, 1596 nt
Organism: Malassezia restricta
Lineage: Eukaryota; Fungi; Basidiomycota; Malasseziomycetes; Malasseziales; Malasseziaceae
Product: DNA binding regulatory protein AmdX
Exons: 1
Coding region: 1-1596 (531 amino acids)
Biological process (GO): regulation of transcription by RNA polymerase II
Molecular function (GO): DNA-binding transcription factor activity; RNA polymerase II cis-regulatory region sequence-specific DNA binding
Source: RefSeq, a predicted model, not a curated record
AUGGACGCUAGUGGACCGCCACCGCCUCCCAGCUUUCAAGAGUCGCGCGCCAAGGCCGAGGACCGUCGGCCGUCGCCCACGCAGGACCAGGCUGCACAGCCACCCGCCAAAGCUCCCAAGCACGAUGCCUCGUCGUACCCAGGCAAGUCCGAGCCCUCGUCGUCGUCGAUGGGCCAAUAUAAUACGAUCGACUUUCUCGGGAACGUAUCGGGCGGACCGCACGCCGCGGCUGCCGAGGCACUUGCGACAUUCUCGUCCUCGGUCGGCAGCGAUGCCGCCAACAACAACUCGCUAUUUAUGCAGGUGCCGUCAGGGCCGCCUCCUGCCUCGGCCGCCCCUCUGCACAGUACUUCCAGCUCGUCACUUCCGCCACCCACCACCUCGACACUACCAUCGUCGGGCACGCAACACGGCCCACCGUUCCUGUGUCCGACAUGCAACACAUCGUACUCGCGUCUUGAAUAUCUUCGCCGCCACGAACGCCGCCACGCAGAUAUCCGGCCUUUUGCGUGUCCGUGUGGCAAGUCGUUCUCUCGGAGUGACGUGCUCGCUCGCCACAAGACCAAGUGCCGCGUCGUGCUAAGCGACGAAAGCGGCGCGGCAGCGAAUAGCUCUGACGGACGCAAGUCGGAUCGGCUGCAGCGCGUGUCAUCGUCGAUGCGCUCUACACGUGGCCGCCCUGCCGGUACAACGCGGGCCGGACGUCCUCAGGACCGCGAAACAAGCGCUCACGACCCGUCGGUGGAUCCCGCCCUGGCCGGCACAGCUGCGGUCGAUCCAUCGAUGCAGCCACCCCCGCCCCUUGAAGGCGCGUCGGACUCGCCGUACGCAUCGUACACAAAUGCCCCACCGCCCACGUAUGCGCCGCAUGGACACCCCGAGAGCAGUGACUAUGCACACGACAAGGCGCCCUAUGCACACCCUGGACCGUCUGGAAGCGGUGCCCCACCUGCCGCGAGCGUCGCCGGCGCCUAUGGUGGCAUGCGCAUGGGCGUACCCCACGAUCCCAAGAUGUAUGCGCACGGCAAUAUGCCACGGCCUGGCAAUGCACCUGCGCCGUACUUGAGUGGCGCCCCAGCGAUUCAUCCCGAGCUAUCGUCACGCGGCGCGCCAGGCAUGUACAGCGGAGCGCCUGCCACGAGUACCACUGGCAGUCCUGGCACGGCGUCAGCCGCCCCAGGUUCGAUGUACUAUCCGCCAUCGCAGCACAGUGAGCAUGCUGGCAGUUAUGCGACGCAGCCAGCCACUGUGACACACUAUGAUGGCAGCGCGGCGGCGGCGGCGGCUGCUGCCGCCGCCGCAGCAGCUGUGGCGACCCCGAAUGGCACACAGCAGGGCGGCUCGGGCAUCUACGCACCCAACAAGGAGCUCGCGCGGUUCUCGGUGCCGUCGUCCGGACCGCUUUCCCCGUUUUCGAACACGGCUCUCAAUUCCAACAUAUCGCCGUACCUUUCAGCAUUUUCAUGUGCUCGUGACAUGCCGCCGCGCGGUGGAUCGAGUCCACGGAUGAGCAACAGCACGGCCAGUGGUACAGCGCCGACUCAGCCUCCGGCACCGCCUUCGACAGACGAGGCACCUCCACCAUCCGACUCAUAG